UUUUGAAAAAAAAAAAAAACUUUUUUUCUUAGUUUUUGUUAUAAAAUUUUGUAAAUAAGUGAUUUUUCUCCUUCACUGAUGUGCGCUAAUGAGGCUGCAGUGAUGGGCACUGAUGAGGAGGCACUGGUAGGUGGCACUGAUGGACAUUGGCAGGCAUCACUGAUGGGAACUGAAAGGCAGCACUGAUACAUGGCACUGAUGGACUUUGACAGG
Molecule: messenger RNA, 213 nt
Organism: Staurois parvus
Lineage: Eukaryota; Metazoa; Chordata; Amphibia; Anura; Ranidae
Source: the annotation of a GenBank genome assembly